CUCAGCGCUGCCCACGAUCUGGCCCGCCGGGUUGUACACAUGGCACCGCAGGACAGUGCUGCCCACAUCCACCGCCAGGACCAGCCGCUCGCGGUAUCCAUUCCUGGCAGAGCCCAUGCUCAGGACUGCGGACAGCCAGGAGUGGGCGUGGCCUGCCCCGGGAAUGCCAUGUUUACUGAGGAAGGGCUGGCCGGGGAGGAGCUCAUGGCGUUGGCUGAGGCUGUUGCUCACCGUAGGAGGAUAAAUGGCUGCUGGGAUUCCGCCAUCUUUACUGAGGGCAAUGUGAAUGGCUGACACCCGUUACUGCACACUCACAGGACGUGGAACAAUGAGACCGCGAUCACAUUAAUACAGUCCGUUAAUAUGGGGGGGGGGGAGCUACUUGUAGUGAUGUCGGUGACCCCCUUGGUUUCUCUCAUUCACAGGUACUGACCCUGCCAUUACUGCAUACAGUAUAUGAUAUCUAUGACUCACAGCAAACACAUGUUUUAGGAGUUUAUUCACUAAACAGUAAGUGGGGUAAAAGUGUACUUUAGCGUAUUUUAUUAUUUUUCAUUUUUACUCAAAGUAAAUAGUGUGUUUUUAUUAUUAACAGCCAUUAUUAAAAUACACUUACCUUUUAAAGGGACACUCCAGGCACCCAGACCACUUCUGCCCAUUGGAGCAGUCUUGGUGCCAACUCCCACUACCCUUAACCCUGCAACUGUAAUUAUUGCAGUUUUUAUAAACUACAAUAACAACCUUGCAGGGUUAAGUCGUCCUCUAAUGGCGGUCUAUCAGACAGCCACUAGAGGGACUUCUGGGUUCUUAAAACUUUAAAAAGUAUGUUAAAUGACGCUGGAUGUCCUAACACUAUGCACGAGGACCUCCAGUGGCGCCUGAAUCCCUAUAGGAAAGCAAUGAAUACUGCUUUCCUAUGGGGAGGUCUAAUGCGCGUGCAUGGCGGACAUCAGCGCUGGAUUCAGGUAAGUCACUGAAUGGGGUUUUAACCCCUUCAGCAACAUGGGAUGGGGGUGGGAGGGAGGGGGAUACUGCAAGAUCCUGCAAUGACAGGAAAACAGAUGUGGUUUUUUUUUUUGGCACUGGAGAGUUCCUUUAAUGCAUUUAAUUUUAGGAUAGAAACAUAGAAUGUGACAGCAGAUAAGAACCAUUCGGCCCAUCAAGUCUACCCAAUAAUUUCGAAAUACUUUUAAUUUGUCCCUGGCCUUAUCUAACAAUCUGUUUUCCUGGCACUGCAGGUCCCCUCUCCCUCCCACCACCCAUCCCUGGUUGCUGAAGGGGUGAAAACCCCUUCAGUGACUUACCUGAGACCCCCGCGAUGUCCCUUGGCGGUGGUUUCGGGUUGCCGCCGCUCCUCCCCUUCAUCACGUCAGCUGAGACCUGAUGCGCAUCGCAUUAGAGCUCUCCAUAGGAUCAAUGCACUUAUGUCGUUAUUAAUGUCAUGAAGUCGUAAAGUACAUUAAGUAGUACAUAAUCACUGUGGGUCUGCGAACGUGCCGGGUAGGUACUUCUCCAAAACUACGCCAUCUGCCCCAUGACUCCAAAAUGUGUCCAUGGUGGUGCUUGGUGUUCCCAGUGGGCGGGCUUCCAUGCAGGUCCCUCGAUGUGGUAGGUAGAGCGAUCAUCCGACUCCCUUACGGGUGCCUCCGCUAGUGUAUGGGCUCAGUCCACUUAAGGGAUCUAUGCAGCGUCUGGAAGGUGGGAUGCCCCUUCGGCCCUGGAGCUGUGUGAGGGCUGGUACUUUCUAGCCACUAGCCUGGAGUCCUGUAAGGUCCAGGGUCUUCCUUGUCAGGAUGGUGCGGCGCGCCCUCAGUGGGUCAGGUGUGUGUCGUCGUGUAUUUCUUGUGGCCCUCCGCUUGUGUGGCCAGUACCUGUGGGUCUGGACCCGUAGUGCCCUCAGCCCAGGUGGGCGUCUUGUGCGAGGUGCAGAUGUGGGGGACAGAGUUGUGCCUUAAUCUGUAAGUGAUUGUUUGAUUUAGACGCCGCUGGUUGCGUGCAGGCCUGGAGCUGAGCCCAGAAUCUAUCGAAAAUUGCAUCGAGGGAGUCUCUUGUAUUGGGAUAGGGGCUGGUCACUUCAGGCUGCCGCAGUCACGUGUAGCAAAGUCCACUGAGACCGCCAUCUUGGAGACCUUCUCCCGACCGGGAUAUCCCCCAACGGUCCAUGGGGUGGGGGGGGGAACAGGAGGAGAGGGGAUGGUUGGUGCUUGCGUGCGGCCCUUCUCCCACUCCAACUUCUCCUGUUUGCCUCAGCCCGCUGUCAUGGUUCCCGGGUGUUCCGCGUGUCAAAUUUGGUAUCCGCAGGUGUGUGCCAGCUUCCCCAGUCUGUAGGGCUUUUUUAGGAAUGGGUCAUCACUGCGGCCCAAGAUAUCAUGCUUUUAGUGCCCGUGAAGCAGGUCUUGCUAGCUUGCUGAUCAGGCUCCGCCCCCCUUGUUUUACUUUCCUUUUCUCAUUUAUGUGUCUAAAAAAUGUUUAACCCCCCCCCCUUUUUUUUUUUUACCGACUGUGCUAUUUUCUCUUCUGUGUGUGCUUUGGAGGCUCUUAUAACUUGCUUAGCCUCUUUCUGCUUAAUCUUAUAGAUCUGUCUGUCUUCCUUACUCUGGUUCUUUUUAUAAUAAUUAAGUGCUAACUUUUAGUUUUUUUUUGUUUUUGUUUUUUUUUACUAUUUUGGCCACAUCUGCAGAGUACCACAGUGGUUUCUUAAAUUUUUUGCUUUUACUGACAACCCUAAUGCAAUUUUCUGUUGCCUUCAGCAGUGCACCUUUUAAAUAUUCCCAUUUCUCUUGGACUCCAUUUAAACUGCUCCAGUCUGACAAGGACCCCUUUACGCAUAUUCUAAUUUUAGGUUGCCCCCACCCUCCCAAGGAUUAACUAGAUAAGCAUCACAACUUUAAGGACACAUGACAUGUGUGACAUGUCAUGAUUCCCUUUUAUUCCAGAAGUUUGGUACGUAAGGGGUUAAACUGCAUUAUCUAUGGGCCCAUCCUGUAACAUGCCUGGCUGUGCGUCACAGAUGUGUGACUCAGCAUUAUGGGACUGGCAGUUUACAAUAGAGGACAAGCCAGAGAUGGUCUCACUAUCUCCCCACUGUGAGCUGCAGUGGGCACUGACAUUGUUUUAUGUAAUUUGGGAUACAGACAGUUACCGGGAAUAAAUCCUGCUCUGUAAUGACUGUAAUUAUUGGUGUGCGAGUACUUACAAUGCUCCAGGGAUAACAAUACCCAGCACACAGUGAGUGCCCCCUGCUUGGCAGUUUACAAUUUGCCGCAGUCCAUGGUGUUAAUGAGUAGACUCCUCCUAGCUAACCACAUCAUGGCAGGUUCCGGAUUUGGGAAGAUGGUAUGCUAACAGAGAUGCUCCAAAUUUAUUUAUUUUAUUAUUUUUAGUAUAUUUGUACAGCGCACCAUAAAAGCAAUGCACAAAAAAAAAAAAAAUAUGCUAAAAUACACCUGAACGAAACCGCAAAUAAUAAAAUAAGCUAAAAUACACUUCUACCUAACCCCCACAUGUCCUUUUUGGACAAUUCAGAUUUUGUACCUUGUUCUCCAAACUGGGUUUGUUCUCUGGUGACCUGUUACAAAGGGAAGAAGUCUGAUUGUGCAAUUAAAGCCUGGACAGGGCAUAGGGCAUUUCAUUCCAAAUAUGCGCAUUAUGGGUUACUGCAAGCACCAUCACCACUUCAGUGAUAUAAAGCUUUCAUGGUGGUUGGAUUCUCUAGGUGUAGCAUUUCACUAUGAAACUCUGCACACACAGAGUAUAACCGUUCUGAUUGUCAAUUGGGCGUCAUCAGCCAGCUCAGAACAAGAGUUCCAAACUGGCAAGUGUGAAUUAAAUGCAAAUUUGCCAUCUGACAUUAGCACAUUGGCUACAUACAUCCAAUGUCCCUACCUUAAUUUGCGCUCCCCGACUGUCGCAAAGCAUAGUGGCGUCAACCAGGGACGAUCCGGCUGCAGGGACAACAGGGAAUUUACCCCAGCCAACACAACCAGAGCACAUCUUUAGAUAGGCUCACGGUGAGAGACUCUACAAGGAGUGCUACAGAAGUGGGGUUGGCCUGGAGGCUAUCAGAUUGUCUGGUCUGCAUUAAUGCCAGGCUGACAUACCGCUUCUGUGGGCAGUCUCGGCUCCUUUCCAAGUACUAUCGCCUAUUUUUGGGGUAAACUGCUUCACUGACACAGCCAUUUAAGUGAACUUGUCCUCAUAUAAUCAACUGUAGCUCUUUUAAAAGAGCUUAAAAAUCCAUCUAUACAUUGUGGUAACAAAUACUUGAAAAAAAAAAAGUAAAUUAUUAUAAAAUAUUUUUUAUCCCAUCUGUGUCUCCGCUCCUCGGCAGACACUGAAUGCCGAGGAACUGAGAGCCAGAGAGAGCAGAAGAGACCUCCCAGAGGAGGAACCUUUGCUCUCCACCCAUAGCAACCACAGUGCAUGCUAGGGAGUAUAGGAACAGAGUAAUGUGACAUAACUCACUCUAGACAUUGUCAAUGUUGCCAGUGUGUCAGCCUUAAUGGAUGAGGUUUGUCCUGCUUGGGGCUUGCGUCUUGAAGCAGGACACAUCAGCCAAGAGAAGCGCGGGAGGACCGGUGGUAGUUGUUAGACGAUUGGAGACCCAAGAUUGUGGCAGAGGGUCAGAUAAGGAGUACAGACUCUCUUUAAAGCCUGCACACCCCAUGCCAAAUUCAUACCUCCCAAUUUUGGUAGGUAUGCGCUUAGCUUAUUGUCGGGCCUGAUUACAUGCAUUCACACCAUAGUGCUCCCAGUGGUGUUGAUUGUGGUAUCCCAACUGACCCAAUGCCCAUCAGGUCUGGUAUAUGUCCUCAGUGGAUUACCUUAGAGAUCAGAUAAAGACUGGUCUACAAAUUUAGCUUAAAUUGACACUUUAGAGAAAAUCUCAAAUGAAGGUAAUUCUGGAUUCCCCCCAGCCCCCAACUCUGCUGGUUUGAUCUAUAUUUUAAAAAAUCUUAUGUUUCCCCAACUUUACCUAUUCUUGUACCCAUAUCUGCUUUGAAUCCCUCUGUGGUAAAUCUAAAAGUCUUUUCAAUACCAAUUUUAUUUGCUGUACUUCUAGACUCUCAUUUUAGUUACUGUAACCUAGCCCACCUCCACUCUGAAAUUGCCAAUUAAAAUAUAAAAAGUGCUUGUGCUCAUCACAAUAAAUGGCCUCAGGCAUUCCAGCAGGUUUCCAUAACAUUGGUCCCUCACACUUUCAUUUAUGAAUGCAGCCAAUAGUCUGUACUUGAAAGGCUUUUGUCUGUUAAAGGCAGAAGGCCUUUAAUUUGCUGAAUCCAUGAUACAUAAGGAAGUUAAAGGACCACUAUAGUGCCAGGAAAACAAACUUGUUUUCCUGGCACUAUAGUGCCCUGAGGGUGCCCCCACUCUCAGGGUCCCACUCCCGCCGGACUCUAGGGGGAGAAAGGGGGUUAAAACCUUACCUUUCUCCAGCGCCUGGACUCUAGUGGCUGUUUAAAAGCUGGUUGGAAUCGUCACUGUUAAAUCUUCUUAAUUUCUUCUUGUCUUCAGUUGAUUGAUAUAUAUAUGUCUUUUGUGUAUAUAUAGUCUUGGGCUAAAUAUAAUGCUCGCCACAAUAAUAUAUGUCUAUAUUAUUGAAAAGUACUAAUACGCAAUCUGACUUACGGUUUCUUCAGGUUUAUUCUUACGGAUACAUACUAAAACAACAAAUGAUGUUACAGGAUAAUGGACAUUCAACAGCAGAUGAUAAUUGCUGGCCUUCUUUACAUUCUUACAUCUUUACAUCUCGAGAGAGAGCCAGAGAGAGCCAAGCCAAGAGCCAAGAGAGAUAGCGACCUCGUGUCCCUCUGUUACUAUAAAGAUGUGCUAAUACUAACGUCAGCAUUUAACUCUUGCCAUAUAAGGACAAAAACCCCACAUCCACAUUCCAGUAGCUCUCGGACAAAGAAAGCCGUGUGACUUAUUGAUACCAUCUGUUACUUAUGUCAAUCCACACAUCCAUAUAUAUAUAUAUAAUCAAUAGAAACACAGAAUAUGCAAUAUUCUACAUUCCCUCUGUUUAUGGUUUGUCUUAAAACCAUAACACAAUGUCACUAACCUGUCCAUUCAUACAUCACUCGUAUCACAGUCAUUGAACAUAGAACAAGAUGUAGUCACAAUUUUCUAUUAUAUGAGAGUUCUUAGAAGGUCGAGUUUCUUUUUUUUUUUUUUGACAAUCUUUAUUUUGACUUUUAGCAUCGGUACAGUGUGUCGAUUCUUGAACAGAGUAAGGCACAAAAUAUCAACGUAUAGGAGGUAUAACAUCCAACAGGAUAGAAACAGAACAUGCACACAACAAACCACGGGGGAUCUUAAAACAGCUGACCUAUACUAAUCGGUGAGACCCAGAUAAUGGCAUGGUGGUGGAAGGCCGGGUCUGUCACGCACUAUGAUCAGGUGCGGUGGUCAGUGAGAAGGUCGAGUUUCUAUCCCUCAUACUGCUUACUUUACUUCAAAACUCCCUCUGUUUCAGCUAUGUAUUUAUAUCCAUAUUCAUGUUACAUCAUAACUACUUGAAAAUAAUAUAUACAUAUAUAUAACAAUAAAUGAAUAAAAUAUUUACAAAUGUUGAUCCAGUAAACAAUAAAGCAAUCAAAAAUAUCUACCUGCUCUGGUACAGUCGUAUCUUUGUAGAUAACAAAAUCAAGAUGAUAACUUUCUAAAUAAUAACUGUGUAUCACUAUCAUAUUCCUACAGACACAUAUAACAUAGUAUUUUCAUUCUCAAUACCUGAUAUUACUUAAGUACUAAUACAUGUAUUACUAUAAUAUACGUCCACUUAUAUUUCCAUGAAUCAAAUGUUUUCUAGUGAACUUAAACUCUUUAGGUCAUUUGUAUUCAUGAAUUACAUUCCUAUACCAUUAAUACCACCUAAUGAUAAUUGUAUCAGUACUUUACAAUCAUAGUAUUUAAUUUGUAUAUUCAGUAGGCUCUCACUACCUGAAAUAUAUCAACACUACUUAUAAGACUCAUUCAAAGGAUGUGUUAUCAACCAUGAAGUUCUAUAAUAAUUCUUCAAAUAAUGUUCAUGGUGUUGACAAUACUUAUUGUUCUAGAAAUUCUCCACCCAGAAAUCUUUCUAUCAUAGAUUUGUUUUUGUUUACAUAAUUUAUAAUUUUCACUAAAAUUCCACCUUGUAGUAACAAACAUUUCAUUUAAUAGAAACAUGGUUUACUUUAAAAGAACUUGGAAAGAAUAAUUUAAAUUCAUUGUGAUUACUUAUUAAUGUAAUACAUCUCAACAUAAAAGUAGGACUGUCCUAAUGUUACCUUAACAUUUGUUCUGACCAAUCCGUAUUCCUUAGUACACUUCAACUGACUAAAUUAAAAUAAAAUAAACUUGGGGUCAUACUGCCCAGAAACUCUUAUUCCUAGUCUGUGUCUAAUAAACUCAGGGAAAUCUUAAAACAACGUAUUCAUUGGAUACCGCCAUAUCCAGAAACCUAUUCUCCCUAGUCCAUACCUUUAUAGACUUAGGUCAAAUAUAAUUGUGUACUAUACUCUUUCCUUUCAAUUCAAUUCCUCUUGGAUCUCUGAACUCUUAUAUCCAAGGCAUUCUUAAUGUAUACCAUUACUUAAUAUUAAUCAAAAUAAAUUAUCCUUCCUUAGUUUUCUUCCUUAUGUUACCAUUGUUUGUUUUACUUCACCUAGAUAUAAAGAAAUUAUUCAUUAUUGUUAAUCUAUGAAAUACUAUUGAACUCAAUCUUUGUGGUAUUAAGUAACCAUGAUCCUUAUUUUAUCAACUUCAUAUUUUAUCUACCUCUGAUACUUCUCAUCCUAUGCAUAGGUCAUAAUGUAAUAGUUAUCUUCAUAAUACUAUCCUAUCAUAAUUUUACUCCAUGUGUUAAAUAGUUAUAAGUACUCUCUUUUGGUAUUAAUACACUCGUAACUGUUAAAUAACUUUUCAGUGUCUCUUUUCUUCUUUGUUAAUAUUUAGGAAUUGUUAUGUAUGUUAGUGCCAAUCUUUUAUUUCUUUGUAUGUCUGUUAAUCUUCUGUAUUGAAUGAACUCUGUAGAAUCUUCCAUUACAGUUUGCAGAUCAGAUGAAAAGUCUCUUUCCAACAGUCGAUGUCCAGUUGUCUGAAGGAAUGCCUUCCUGAUUUAUUGCCACAAGGAUCUGUCACGCUUUACCAGAUCAGUUAUUUCUGUCUAUUUAGUUGCUUCAUCCACACAGCUGCGCAGUUCUGGACUUGAAUCUGGACGCUUGCCAAUCUCUGCCAUGUGCUUGCUUCUAGAAUUCACAUUGUAUCUUGUGCUUUUUGUCUCAGUUGUAGAAAAUAGUCUUGUACAGUCUUUGUGAUUUGAAAAUCUUUUUCAUACAAACCACAGUCUAGAUUCUUUUUUCUCUUCAAGUUUGUUUUCCCAGUUCCAAAAUAGCUUUGUAACUCGAUUCUUCUCUCUCCCCCCUUGAAGUGGGAACAAAACUUGAACAGAAGACUGGCUUGCUAGCCAAUGUAAAAUCUGGUUGGAAGCGUCACUGUUAAAUCUUCUUAAUUUCUUCUUGUCUUCAGUUGAUUGAUAUAUAUACGUCUUUUGUAUAUAUAGUCUUGGGCCAAAUAUAAUGCUCGCCACAAUAAUAUAUGUCUAUAUUAUUGAAAAGUACUAAUACGCAAUCUGACUUACGGUUUCUUCAGGUUUAUUCUUACGGAUACAUAAUAAAACAACAAAUGAUGUUACAGGAUAAUGGACAUUCAACAGCAGAUGGUAAUUGCUGGACUUCUUUACAUUCUUACAUCUUUACAUCUCGAGAGAGAGCCGAGCCAAGAGAGAGAGGAACCUCGUGUCCGUCUGUUACUAUAAAGAUGUGCUAAUACUAACGUCAGCAUUUAACUCUAGCCAUAUAAGGACAAAACCCCUACAUCCACAUUCCAGAGCUCUCUGACAAAGAAAGCCUUGUGACUUAUUGAUACCAUCUGUUACUUAUGUCAAUCCACACAUCCAUAUAUAUAAUCAAUAGAAACACAGAAUAUGCAAUAUUCUACAGGCUGUCAAUGAGAUGGCCACUAGAGGCUGGAUUAACCCUAAUGUAAACAUAGCAGUUUCUCUGAAUCUUUGUUGAAUGUUUACAGCAGAAAGGGUUAAAACUAGAGGGACCUGGCAUCCAGACCACUUCAUUGAGCUGAAGUGGUCUGGGUGCCUAUAGUGGUCCUUUAAGCAGUUCUAUAUCAGGUGUUUUUAUUGCAAACUCUGGGCAAACCUCAGACUGGGCAGUGAAGCAAACCAUGAUUUGUUUCUCUGAUGAUCCAAGAGAACAGUAACCUCAUUUGGAAAAAAUUGGAGCGUUGAUAUUUCUCUCUAAUGCACAUUACAUUAUGUAUGACAAUUAUUAUAUAAAGGAACACUCCAAGUACCAUAACCACUACAGCACACUUUAAACUGUUUUGAUGGCAAACACUGGGAAAGAGUAGGGAUCUUACAGCCAAAGGUUUUUUUUUUUUUCUAAUUUUGUUGUCUUCAUAUUUGUAUUUAUCAUCAAUAGAAAGAGCCUAAUAUGUAAUCAACUAAUGAGCUUACAUAUAAUAUCACCCUAUAUUGUUAUGAUUUCUACAUGUAUCCUGUUAUAUCCAGAAAUGAAUACUGGUGAUAACCUUCAAUAGUGGAAAGAUACCACUGUUCUAGGCUGUCACCCUGCUAUGAAAGUUGUAUUUGCCCUUCAGUCUCAUAUUACAUUUCGUUCUGCUGUUAAUUUAAUUUUGCUAUAAUAUUAUGUGUGAAAUGUGUUUUUUUUUUUUUGUUUUUUUUUCUCAAAUAUUUAAAUGCAGUUUUAUUUGGAUUUGAUCACUGCACAUUAUGUCUCACGAUGGAAAAGUUUCUCUCUUGUGGGCAUCUAGAGACCACAUGCUCCAGAGUUUGAUCACUCACUCUGUGUCGUAUAUGUUAGUUUGCAAAUGAUGUUAAAGGGAAAACUACGGGCAUCAAAUGUGUAUGUUACUCAAGCUGUUUUUUUGAAUGGGUAGUCUGAGAGAGUUAGCUCAUGCUCUCAGCCUAGAAAACGACGAUCAGUAAGACCUCCUUCGCCACUCCAUGUUGUGAACUACAUCUCCCAUAAUGCUCUUUCAGCCAUAAUGCUGACAAAACAUCAGUGGAGAUGUAGUCCACAACAUCUGGAGUGCCGAAGGUUACCUACACCUGCAUCUCGAUCUUGAUAUUGCUUUUUUGGGGAGAUGAGAGAAAAGGUAGUUUACUAAGCUCUGAAUUAGUUGGUGCAAUUGCAGAAUAUUUUUAGGGGACGCUAUAGCAGCGCUCAACAAAUCCCAGGUCACCGUGGCAACUAGAAAUUGUGUCUUGGCGCCUGGGAUUUUGUCAUGGCAGCCCUUUAGCGAAGGCCGCCAUCCCCCAUGGGGGAGCCGGCCGUCAGCCUGGGGUAGCGUGGGAGGCAGCACGCGAGGGAGCAGUAAUCCUCCUGCAGCACCUCUCUGCUCCCUCGCGCUGUUUAGUGAUGCCAGGAACUGGAAUAUGACAUCACACUGACCCCAUCACUGCAGAUUGCGCACAGGGGAGCAAAGAGGAAUUGCAGGGAAAUGAUCAAAGCAGCCCCACUGGAGGCUGGGUGGACAUAAAUUAAAGUAAAACAUUUAAUUUGUGAGUUUAUGAGAAAACGUGUCUAUCAAUGUGUGUGUCUGUUUAGGUACCUGCCCCCUUCUGAUCGCUUGGGAAAGGUGUUUUUACUCCCCUUUCUUCCCACACCGACCUGGUUUCACAGAGGCUUAUCACUCCUCCAUGGCUAAGAUCAUCUUUAUGACCUCUGUUACGUCAAUGUUUUCCCAUAGGAAAGCUUUGGGAGGAUAUUGCACAUGUCCCUUCGCCAACUCUCCUCCCUCACCGACGUCAGCCGGCGGGGGAGACCUAACGCGCAUUACACCGCCCCAUAGGAAAGCAUUCAAUGCUUUCCUAUGGGGAUUCCGGCGACGCUGCAGGUCCUUAUGUGUUGCGUGAGGACGUCCAGCAUCUCUUAAAACACUAAUAGUGUUUUAAAGGACCACUCUAGGCACCCAGACCACUUCAGCUUAAUGAAGUGGUCUGGGUGCCUGGUCCCUCUAGGAUUAACCCAUUUUUUUUUUUAUAAACAUGGCAGUUUCAGAGAAACUGCUAUGUUUAUAAAUGGGUUAAUACAGCCCUCAAACCCUCUAGUGGCUGUCUCAUUGACAGCCACUAGAGGCGCUUGCGUGAUUAUCACUGUGAAAAUCACAGUGAGAGCACGCAAGCAUCCAUAGGAAAGCAUUGUAAAUGCUUUCCUAUGAGACCGGCUGAAUGCGCGCGCAGCUCUUGCCGCGCAUGCGCAUUCAGCUGAAUGGGAGGAGAGGAGGAGGAGAGCUCCCUGCCCCUUUUCUCUCCCCAGAGCUGGGCGGGAGUGGGACCCUGAGGGUGGGGGCACCCUCAGGGCACUAUAGUGCCAGGAAAACAAGUGUGUUUUCCUGGCACUAUACAGGGAGUGCAGAAUUAUUAGGCAACUUGUAUUUUUGAGGAUUAAUUUUAUUAUUGAACAACAACCAUGUUCUCAAUGAACCCAAAAAACUCAUUAAUAUCAAAGCUGAAUAUUUUUGGAAGUAGUUUUUAGUUUGUUUUUAGUUUAGCUAUGUUAGGGGGAUAUCUGUGUGUGCAGGUGACUAUUACUGUGCAUAAUUAUUAGGCAACUUAACAAAAAACAAAUAUAUACCCAUUUCAAUUAUUUAUUAUUACCAGUGAAACCAAUAUAACAUCUCAACAUUCACAAAUAUACAUUUCUGACAUUCAAAAACAAAACAAAAACAAAUCAGUGACCAAUAUAGCCACCUUUCUUUGCAAGGACACUCAAAAGCCUGCCAUCAAUGGAUUCUGUCAGUGUUUUGAUCUGUUCACCAUCAACAUUGCGUGCAGCAGCAACCACAGCCUCCCAGACACUGUUCAGAGAGGUGUACUGUUUUCCUCCUUGUAAAUCUCACAUUUGAUGAUGGACCACAGGUUCUCAAUGGGGUUCAGAUCAGGUGAACAAGGAGGCCAUGUCAUUAGAUUUUCUUCUUUUAUACCCUUUCUUGCCAGCCACGCUGUGGAGUACUUGGACGCGUGUGAUGGAGCAUUGUCCUGCAUGAAAAUCAUGUUUUUCUUGAAGGAUGCAGACUUCUUCCUGUACCACUGCUUGAAGAAGGUGUCUUCCAGGAACUGGCAGUAGGACUGGGAGUUGAGCUUGACUCCAUCCUCAACCCGAAAAGGCCCCACAAGCUCAUCUUUGAUGAUACCAGCCCAAACCAGUACUCCACCUCCACCUUGCUGGCGUCUGAGUCGGACUGGAGCUCUCUGCCCUUUACCAAUCCAGCCACGGGCCCAUCCAUCUGGCCCAUCAAGACUCACUCUCAUUUCAUCAGUCCAUAAAACCUUAGAAAAAUCAGUCUUGAGAUAUUUCUUGGCGCAGUCUUGACGUUUCAGCUUGUGUGUCUUGUUCAGUGGUGGUCGUCUUUCAGCCUUGCUUACUAGGGAUCGACCGAUUAUCGGUCUGGCCGAUAUUAUCGGCCGAUAUUUGGUAUUUUCGGCAAUAUCGGUAUCGGCCAAUUCAGAUACCGAUAUUGCAGAUAAUAUAUAGCAGGACCGCCGUGCCCAUUAGAAGCCCGGCGGUCCUGUGGGGGCCAGCCGCAAGCGCUGACUUACCUUGCAUGCAGCUCCCUGUGUAAAUCUCGCGAGACCCGCGGCCGCAGAGCGUUGCCACGGGUUACCAUGGCAACGCUCCGCGCGGCACUAAGAGCCGCGAGAUUUACACAGGGAGCUGUAGGAGCUGCUUGCAAGGUAAGUCAGCGCUUGCUGCUGCUGAGCCACCACUGUACUUAACAAGCCACUGGACCACCAGGGAAUACUAUAUCCCCCUCCCUGGUAAGAAGCAGGGAGAGAGGACUAAACAAAACAAACCCAAACAUUUAAAUAUUAAAAAAAAUAUUAAAAUAAAAAAUUACACAAAUUACAUCACUACACACACACUGCACACACACUGCACACAUACUGCAUUACAUACACACUACACAAACACACACUACACAAACACACACUGGGGGGGGACUAAACAAAAAAAAAACCAUUUAAAUAUUAAAAAAAAUAUUCAAAUAAAAAAUUACACAAAUUACAUCACUACACAAACACACACACACACUACACAAACACACACUGCACACAUACUGCAUUACAUACAUACACACUACACAGGCACACACACUGCAUUACAUACACACACUACACAGACACUACACACACACCACAAACACACACUGCAUUACAGACACACACUGCACACACACUGCAUUACAUACACACUACACAAACAGUACACAUACUGCAUUACAUACACACUACACACACUGCAUUACAUACAUAAACACUACACAAACACACACACACUGCAUUACAUACACACACAAACACACUGCAUUAUACACACACUACGUAAACACACUGCAUUAUAUACACACUACACACACUGCAUUAUAUACACACUACAUUCAUUAUACACACACUACACAAACACACUCUGCAUCCACUACACACACACACACACACUACACAAACACACACAGUUCCCCUGUCUAAACACACUUCAUCCACUACAUGUGGCAUGUAUAUUUUGUGCCUUUACCUUUCGAAUUAGUUUAUUUAUUCAAAAUAGUAAAUGUACAGAAUAUCGGCAAGAUAUCGGCCUGAAAGUUCGCAGAUUAUCGGUAUCGGUAUCGGCUCUAAAAAAUCAAUAUCGGUCGAUCCCUAUUUCUUACCUUGGCCAUGUCUCUGAGUAUUGCACACCUUGUGCUUUUGGGCACUCCAGUGAUGUUGCAGCUCUGAAAUAUGGCCAAACUGGUGGCAAGUGGCAUCGUGGCAGCUGCACGCUUGACUUUUCUCAGUUCAUGGGCAGUUAUUUUGCGCCUUGGUUUUUCCACACGCUUCUUGCGACCCUGUUGACUAUUUUGAAUGAAACGCUUGAUUGUUCGAUGAUCACGCUUCAGAAGCUUUGCAAUUUUAAGAGUGCUGCAUCCCUCUGCAAGAUAUCUCACUAUUUUUGACUUUUCUGAGCCUGUCAAGUCCUUCCUUUGACCCAUUUUGCCAAAGGAAAGGAAGUUGCCUAAUAAUUAUGCACACCUGAUAUAGGGUGUUGAUGUCAUUAGACCACACCCCUUCUCAUUACAGAGAUGCACAUCACCUAAUAUGCUUAAUUGGUAGUAGGCUUUCGAGCCUAUACAGCUUGGAGUAAGACAACAUGCAUAAAGAGGAUGAUGUGGUCAAAAUACUCAUUUGCCUAAUAAUUCUGCACUCCCUGUAGUGGUCCUUUAAGAACCCGGAAGCUCUGAGACAGCCACUAGAGGAGGACUUAACCCUGUUAGGCAAUUAGUGCAGUUUAUGAAAAACUGCACUAAUUACACUUGCAGGGUUAAGGGUAGUGGGAGCUGGCACUGGGUGCCUGGAGUGUCCCUUUAACCAGCCUUGCUAUUCAGGUAGUGCAUAUUGCUGUUGCUAACUCUCCUCCCCCGCCGACCUAAUGCGCAUGCGUGGCAAUUGCCGCGCGCGCAUUACACCGCCCCAUAGUAAAGCAUUAUUCAGUGCUUUCUUAUGGGGAUUCCGGCAACGCUGGAGGUCCUUAUGCGUUGCGUGAGGAUGUCCAGCAUCUCUUAAAACACUAAAAGUGCUUUAAGAACCCGGAAGCUCCGAGACAGCCACUAGAGGAGGACUUAACCCUGUUACGCAAUUAGUGCAUUUUAUGAAAAACUGCACUAAUUACACUUGCAGGGUUAAGGGUAGUGGGAGUGGUCUGGGUGCCUGGAGUGUCCCUUUAACCAGCCUUGCUAUUUAGGUAGUGCAUAUUGCUGUUGCUACCAACAGAGGGCACUACACAGGCUACAUAGACAACUCCAGCUAGUUGGUAGCAAUCCUCAGCAGUACAGGCUAGCAGGCAAAACAUUUAACAGUGUAUACACACACACAAUAUUAACAAUUACAUUACACGCACCCUGCACCUAUAAUGGGUACAGGGUGACUAAAACAUAAGAAAAGUCCAGCAACCUACAUAAAUAGUCUAUCUGAAGGUACAGGUAAUUGUGACAUCCGUUACAGUAGGAAUGUAAAGACUGUCUUUUCUCUGGAAAGGUAGUGUUUACAUUGAAAAGCCUGCAGUGACAUGCUACAAACACCAGAACAACUACAUUAGGCUGCAGUGGUUCUGGUGACUAUAGCAUCCCUUUAAGAAUUGCAUUUUUCUCGUUCAAAAUUAAACUUUGUUUGUUUUUAAAAAGACUGGCUCCUAACUUUUUUAGCUCGCUCCUAGAUUCCAAACAAAUUCGUCAAGCCCUGCACUAUAGGCAUCUAGACCACUUAAUCUCAUUGAAGUGGUCUGGGUACACUGUGUAUAUCGCAGGAUUAAGCCUGUCUCUAAUCUGACUUUCUACCAGAGAGCCACUAGAGGAGCUUUAUGGCCUUUCACAAAAUCUGACUCCAUGAAACAACACUGGACAUCCUCACGUUUUGCAUAAGCAUGUCCAGCGUCGUCAACUCCCUGAUAGGAAAGUAUUUCUAGAUAAGAAUUAUUGUAGAGAAUGCAUAUUUCAGUGAUAUAACAAAUUUUAUAUUCUGAAGGGUUCCCUUGGAGAUGUGGGGUGGUCUGUUUUUGCAAAGUGCAUUAAUCUGCAAAGUGCAUUAAAUUUAAAUUUGUUAAGUAGAGCACGCACUAUUUCACUACUGCUAGGCAGGUGUUUGUGAAUUAUACACAGUGCGAGAAGCCAUCUCCGGAAGGCAUAGUCAAACACUUGCCACAGAAAAAAAUAGAGCAUAUUCCGACACAUCUGUGUUAGUUUUAAUGUAGAAAAUAAACAGCCUCAGCUUUAAAAAAAAAAUCCCACUCUCAAAGUCUGUAAUGAGGCUAUAUGCAUGGUAUGCCAUGCGUGUAAUAUAAUCGUGAGCGAGUAUCACAGACCGCCUGCAUGUUGAUGGAUAAGUAGUUCUUCAUGUUUAAGUACAGGUGAGAGACCCCAGCAAGUGUGAUCACAUACUUCCAUAUCUUUUACCCUUCAGUAUCAUUGCUUUCUAACCUUUGUGUGGCACCCUCUCCAUCUGCCUUUCUCUUUACCCCCUUUUACAUGCUCUCUAUUUCUUUUAUUUUUCUCUUCCACAUUUCUUUUAUAUCGUUCUCUAUUAUAUGGUGCUGAUCAUGCUCUCUCUGUCUCCCGCUUUGCAUUUACUCCCACCCUGAACUCUCAUUGCACUUUCGUGCGUGUGUGUUUGAAAUGAAGAUCUCAUCCAGGGAUACUGAUUUAGUAUACAUCCAAGUUGUCUUUUACCCUGUUCUGUUACAAACUCCAGCAAUGCUAUGUAGAUAUUCUGUGGAUUGUCAUAGGCCAGAUAGUGAACAAAUCUUAGGCACCAUACCUCAUAAUGACCAUAUGAGGACUUUAUAUUUCUGAGUUAAGUAUGUUUUGUCAUGGUCUAUUAAGUUUCCAUUAUAUUCCUCUUUUGGCUUGUAAUGUUUACGUGGCAUUUUAUUAUUAAUAUUAUUAUUUAUUUAUAAAAUAUUUUACCAGGAAGGAUACAUUAAGAUUUCUCUCAUUUUCAAGUAUGUCCUGGGUCCACAAAACAUUGCAUUGAUACAAUAUGGUACAAUAAAAUACAAAAACAAUAUUAAUGUACAAUAUAUGCAAAAUUUUACAUAGAACAUGUAUGUUAAUUGUUUUCUGGUUAGAUAUCUUCAGUAAUGGGUACCUAGAGCAGGAAUUGGUCCAUUAUUAUUUAUUGAAUCUGGGUGGAAGUAAUAAGAGGGAUAUUGAUAAUUGGAUCUUAUUUAGUUAACCAUGUCUUGGAUAUAUUCCCUUUUUGACUGUUUUAUUACUAGUGACACUAGUCACCAAAACAACUUUAGCUUAAUAAAGCAGUUUUGGUGUAUAGAUACUCUCCCAGCCAUUUAGGAGUUAAAUUACUUUGUUUAUUCAGCUCUAGUCACACCUCCCUGCAUAUGACUUGCACAGCCUUCCUAAACACUUCCUGUAAAGUAAGAUCUAAUGUUUAAACUUCUUUUAUUGCAUAAUCUGUUUAAUUUAGAAUUUAUCUUCUUCUGUUAAUAGUUUGCUAGACUCUACAGGAGAUGUGAUCAAAGUUAAAUUUACAGAGCAUGAGAUGCAAACUUUUAAAGUAAGUUAAUAUCCGAUUGAAAACUAAACUAAAUUUUUAAUGCAGCCUGUGUGUGAAUCACAGCCAGCGGAGGUGUGGCUAGGGCAGCAUAAACAAGUUAUUUAAUUCCCAAAUGGCAGAUAAUUUGUCAGUAAGACUGCAGAGGCAUGAUCUAUACACCCAAACUGCUUUGUUAAAGGACCACAAAACAAAACCUGUAUUCCUGAUCCUAUAGUGUUAAAAACACCAUCUAGGGCUAUAACUACAGGACAAUCUUACUUUUAUUUCCAGUCUGCUGCUGCCGGCUCUGCCCCUGAUCUGCAUGCUUGGCUGACAUCAUCAGAAGUGCUGAUCUAAGCCAAUCACAAUGCUUUCACAUAGGAAAGCAUUGGAAUGGCUGAGAUUGUCAAGGAGGCAGAUCAGGUACAAAACCAGCACAAGCCAAACACAGCCCUGGCCAAUCAGCAUCCCCUCAUAGAGAUGCAUUGAUGCAUUCAUCCCUAUGAAAAAAGUUCAGUAUCUCUAUGCAGAGGGUGGAGACACUGAAUGUCAGAUGAGGGAAUACCUCCAGUAUGUGGUAUGCAGCCAUUUUCAUCUUCAGAGGAAGAUAUGCUUUCUGAUCCAGCUUUCAUGGAUAGUAAGAAAAAGCUCUUAUUAAAGCAGUUCGGAACAUCCUUCAUUUGAAGGAUAAGAAAGAAAAGCAACUGGACUCUAGCAAACAUUUUGAAGACUUGAGGAAAAAGAACCUGACUUUUCCAUUUCACAAAAUUAUUAAGGAUCUGAUUAAGGAGGAAGGCUGCACACUGUUCCAGGAAGCAGCCAUGUGACAAGUGACCAGUGGAGGUGUUGCUAGGCUGUAAUGUAAACACUGCAUUUUCUCUGAAAAUACAGUUUCCUUCCAAACUGGACAGGAACACCUAAUUAAAACAAUCAAAGAGAGAUGCCUCCUCCUACCCCUCAGUCUUUUUUCCUGUCCACUUCACUUUGGACACAGGAUGCUUUGCACCUCCUUUUUCUUUUUUGACUUACUUGGGUCAUCCAUACCCCUAUCCUUUGGGAAGUUCAGCCUCUUCCCAUGGAAGCCUCAGGAUACGGCGCCUCACCAAGGGCGACCCCCUGAAGGAGUCUCUCCUUAGCGACCGGGAGCGUAUGCUGCAGUAAGGAGACAGGUAGGAGCUGGAUGUGCCAGACCCACUACGGUGGUAAUGUCCCUUCUAUGGGUACACCUGAUAAAUCUCUGAUAUUUGGGUUCUUGGCGUUUCCUUUAUAGGUGGUAAUUCCCUACAUGGGUACACUUACCUGGACAUGUCAUGGCCCGUGUAAUACCAGGUAUUGGUCCUUUAGGGGAUGAAGCAAUAAAGGCUGGUCUGGGGAUCCUCUUUACUAUCUCAGGUAAGGUUGUAGGCUUAUGAAGGUUCUCCCUGUGUGACCUCUCUCCUUUCCUUACCUUGUUGCUGUGUAGUCUAGGGGUUUGUGUAUGUGUUCCGGUGGUGGAACGCGUACGUAAUGAUGCGCAGAAAGUAGCUCGUUAUUUCUGGUUCUCCAGUCCUUGGUGAAACGCAAAUUUGAACGCAAUAAUGCCGGAAGUGAUAACGUCAUUCUGCUAUAUUAUUUGCGGUCCUAGUCUCCCCAAGUUCGUGGCAAAAAUACUUGGCUUCUGUCAACAGAGCUUCUGGAGUUCGUUCCUGUUGCUGUGGUUAGGAAUGGUCUUUAUUUUCUUUCUGCUGCAGGUCAGUUGAUUUCAUUUCCUUUCUCUUUUAAUCCAUCUAUAUUGUUAAAGUUUAGAUAGAGGUUUUUUUAGCUAGAAAUAUUAUUUAUUUUCUAGCUGUCUGAUCUCAUGGAGUCCCCAGGCCACUCAUCUAUAAAUAGGUCACAUUCUCUAGGUUCUGAGUAAGUCACUGGUAUUUUAUUUGCAAUUUAUAUUCAUACAAUUAAAUAUUUAAAAGCGUGCGCAUUCCUCCUGUCCUAAUAUGGAUUCUCAGUUCUGCUCAUAGAUCCUCCUACAAGAAAAAGGACAAGACUCCUUUAUGUGAAGCAUGUGAUAAGGCUAUUCCAGGGAAGAUGCUCUGCAUAUCCUGUUUAAAAGCAGCGGCACAAAGAAUCGGAUCCUGAUGUUUUAGCCUAUAUCUGUCAAACUGUUACGGAAGGUCUACUACAAGCAGAAAAACUAGGAAAAUACACAGAUCUUUCAGUCCUGAAUGGAACCCAGAUUUGAGUUCAGAUGAGGGAAUACCUCCAGUAUGUGGUAUACAGGCAUUUUCAUCUUCAGAGGAAGAUAUGCUUUCUGAUCCAGCUUUCAUGGAUAGUAAGAAAAUCAAGGCUCUUGUCAAGGUAGUUCGGAACGUCCAUGAUUUAAAGGAUAAGAAAGAAAAGGAACUGGCCUCUAGCAAACAUUUUGAAGACUUGAGGAAAAAGAACCCGACUUUUCCAUUUCACAAAAUUAUUAAGGAUCUGAUGAAGGAGGAAGACUGAGGAAAAAAAGUCUCCUUGCAAGGCCGGCUUUCUAAACUGUCCCUUUAAGCCUAGGGAUUGUGCUCCUUGGGACUCUGCUCUCAAAGUUGAUGCAGCCAUUUUUCGUCUGGCCAAGUAGACCUCCUUACCAAUUUUUGAUGCAGGAUCACUUAGAGAUCCAAUGGAUAGAAGAUUGGAUUCCAACUUGUGUAAAGCCUAUAUUUCCUCUUGUUCUGAGCUUUGUCCUGCUGUGGCCUUGACAUCUGUCUCUAGGGCCUUAAAGUUGGAAGACCUCGAGGAGGAUAUUUUGGAUUCUUUAAAGAAUUUCAGAAUGAUCGUUGACUUUACUUCUGAUGCUUCUAUUGAUUUAGUCAGAUCCCUGUCUAGAUGCAUGGUCUUGUCGGUAGCCUCAAGACUAACAUUGUGGCUCCGAAAUUGGUUUGCGGACUCUGCUUCUAAGAAUAGCUUAUGUGCCCUUCCCUAUCAAGGGAAUAUGCUGUUUGUAAAACAUUUUGGAUAAAUGCAUCAAAAGGGCAGUGGAAGGACGGAACACUUUUCUUCCUCCAGAUAGAAGGCAAAAAAGAUCCUUUCCACAAGACAGACGCUCCUUUCAUGAUAAGUAUUAUAGACGCUACAGACCAGGAAGAAAUUUUCCAGAUUCCAGUCAUGGAAGGGUGGUUUCUCCUCCUCCAAACAUACUUGUGGGAGAGGUGGCAGUACUAGGCAGUCUAAAGAAUUCUAAUGGGGCGCCAGUCCAGUCCGGGGGACAUCUGGGCUCACAAAAUUCCAGACAAAUGGGUCUUAAAAAUCGUAAGUACAGGAUAUUUCCUGGAAUUAAACAUAGAAACAUAGAAUGUGACGGCAGAUAAGAACCAUUCGGCCCAUCUAGUCUGCCCAAUUUUCUAAAUACUUUCAUUAGUCCCUAGCCUUAUCUUAUAGUUAGGAUAGCCUUAUGCUUAUCCCACGCAUGCUUAAACUCCUUUACUGUGUUAACCUCUACCACUUCAGCUGGAAGGCUAUUCCAUGCAUCCACUACCCUCUCAGUAAAGUAAUACUUCCUGAUAUUAUUUUUAAACCUUUGUCCCUCUAAUUUAAGACUAUGUCCUCUUGUUGUGGUAGUUUUUCUUCUUUUAAAUAUAGUCUCCUCCUUUACUGUGUUGAUUCCCUUUAUAUAUUUAAAUGUUUCUAUCAUAUCCCCCCUGUCUUGUCUUUCCUCGACGCUAUAAGAUCCUUUAACCUUUCCUGGUAAGUUUUAUACCGCAAUCCAUGAACCAGUUUAGUAGCCCUUCCAUUCGGCCUAAGCACUGUUCCUAGAAGGGGUAGGAGGAGGCGUCUCUCUUUUAUUGUUUUAAUUCGGUGCUCCUGUCCAGUUUGGAAGGGGGCUUAGCUAUACCCAUCUGUAGUGCUGCCAUGGCAUACAUCCGGGAAAAGAAAAUAGUGAGUAUUAAGUAAAUUUUCUAUUGUUUACUGCAAAAAUUCCGAAGGUAAUGAUUAUACUCACUGGAACAAAUACAGUAAGCUGUAGUUGUUCUGGUGACUAUUGUGUCCGUUUCGAGUUAUUUCUUAAUCUCCAGAUCUAUUCCAUUGAUGAGGUAUGCCCGUUUUUUUUUUAUGUGCACUUGUUUAAAUGUCACUAUUUUUGUAUAGCGUUUUUUAAAGUGCAAUUUACAUAGUUAUUCACUUAACUCAAUUAUUCACUAACAUUACGCUACAGUAGCCAUGUUGUAAUUAUAGUGGAGUUGGUGAGGUUUUCUUCUUUUGUUGUUGUUGUUGAAACCAUUUGUUUUUACCUAGAUUUGCAGUUCAGAUUUAAUUCAUUAAAAAUUCGAAGUUUAGUAAAAACCCUGUAUAGAGUGUGGCCGUCUCCAAUUCCAUGGAUAGAGUGUGGCCAUCUCCAAUUCCAUGGAUAGAGCGUGGCCGUCUCCAUUUCCCUGGAUAGAGCGUGGCCGUCUCCGUUUCCCUGGAUAGAGCGUGGCCGUCUCCGUUUCCCUGGAUAGAGCGUGGCCGUCUCCGUUUCCCUGGAUAGAGCGUGGCCGUCUCCGUUUCCCUGGAUAGAGCGUGGCCGUCUCCGUUUCCCUGGAUAGAGCGUGGCCGGCCUGGAUAGAGCGUGGCCGUCUCCGUUUCCCUGGAUAGAGCGUGGCCGUCUCCGUUUCCCUGGAUAGAGCGUGGCCGUCUCCGUUUCCCUGGAUAGAGCGUGGCUGUCUCUAUUUCCAUGUAUUGAAUCCUAUUCCAAUACAAGUCCCUCUAGUUAUUUUUAGCCUACAUUCUGGUAACCGAAUUCACACUUUAGUGAAUAGCACUGUGCGGUUAUCGCGUGUUAUGCACGGGAAGUAAGUGGCUGGCGAUUGGGCGGGCUGGCUGGCUGUGGCAGACCGUGCAGCAAUCUGGGCGGUAUGUUUGGUUGCCAUGGCGAUAGUCGUUCACACGGUCGCGCUCUGCCCGCGGCGGGCCAUUGCUGAUGACGUCACGCGCCCCGCGCUGUGGUUGGCUGUCUGUGGAGACGCUCCGUUCAGUGGUCGCGGGUAAAGUUUUGGCGCCUUCCUGGUGACCAAGGAUCUGACGGAGGAACGCGCUGGGAAUUCUAGUCGGAUUAAACCCGCGGGCUCCGGGCCUUCAGGUCGGUCAGCUAGUCACGUGUCCGGGGUGGGUGUGCCAGCUGUCAGGACAUGUUCAGACAGAGCCUGCUUUAUCUCCCAUGUGAACACCCUGUGAGGACACCCGGCUGGCUGUGAGUGGUGUGAGAUAAUACACUGCUCCUAAAUACCAGGAGUUACAGUUAUUUCAUCUCAGCCUCUCCACAUCGAACAUGUUCCUGGUAAGGUCACUACAUGGCCCUCCCCAUUUGCCCUCUUCCCCCCCAUUUUGCCCCAUUUUCCCCCCAUUUAUGAGGUAUCCAAAGUAUAAGCAUCUAUGCCCAUUGCAUAGUUUUAAAAAAAAAUCCUGCAUUCCUUUUGAAUUGGUUUUGACUGUUGCAUAAACAUCUGACUGUAUUGGAAUAGAAAGAAAUACUAUAGUGUUAGGAAUACAAAACUGUAUACAUAACCCUACAGUGUCCCUCUGCCCAUCUCACGCUGAUAAAGGGAUUGAAACAAUUUUUAUGCUGCUUGAUUCCAGCACCGAGGUCCCACCGUGCUGGGUCGUGCUCCUUCUCCACCAACAUGCUGCAGAGCAUUAGGUCUCCUUUUGACGCAGUGCUUUCUGAGGUGGAUUUUAAAGACACUGAACGUACUCAUGCUAAGCGUGAGUCGUUUCAUGGAGUCAAACUUUGUGAAACAGCAGGAAGGGCUUCUGAGAAAGCCACUAGUGGCAGUUUUAGCACUGCAUUGUAAAACAUUGCAAUUUCUCUGAAACUGCAAUGUUUUAGAUUGCAUGGCUAAGGGGGACAGGGACAAUGCACCGAGACCACUUAGAUGAGAGAGUGGUCUUGAUGCCUCUAGUGCCCUUUUUUAAUUUAAAUUCCUCUGCACUCAUAAUAUAUGGGAAAAACUAAAGACUACUACUUACCGUUGUGAUGCAUCUUUUCUUGCAAUGUGUGGUAGGUGCAUAUGUUGUGCUAGGUGAUGAAAAGAAAUUGUGACAUUGAACACUGCAAAUAUUUUGAGAUUUGGAAUUUUGCCUGGAAAGGUGAGAAUUAUUUGCCUGAACCUGUCCCUCACGUGUGCUUCCAUUUUCAUUUCUGGCCUCGCCUCUUCUACUGUCAGAAGCUGGCGUCACUGCUUUAUACAGCUUUGAGGUUUGUGGAGGAUCCCUCAAGACCAUGAGUAAUAUCUCUGGGAGAUUGACACUUCUAGAUGGAGGUAGCUCCACCAGUGUCUAGAAAUGUAAUGGUUAGGAAAUAUACUGAGACAAAGUCCCUAUUUUGUUUCAGUAUAGUGGAAUCCCAUGAAAUAAGUCAAUAUGUGUAUUUUAUAAAAGUUUUGUGACUCUCUUUUUAAGCAAAAUUUGAACGUGAAACCAGUAAAAUGCUAAAUGCAGUUAUUGGAAUUCUAAUGGCAUGUACAAGAUAUACUGAAUAACAGUAACAUUUGUUUUUCUAUGAUCUUUUUAGUUUUGGCCCCACUGAAAAUGUGACUCCUUUGUUGGCCUGUUGCACCUUUGGAUUACAGUGGAUGAGAAGAACUGUUUACGUUUCUUCGUUAGAAUGCCACGAAAAGAGAACCCUCCUUUGACAUGGUCAGAAUGUGUGUGCACAAUCUGCCAGGAAAUCCUCCUGGAGCCAGUAACUCUGCCAUGCAAUCACACCCUGUGCAACCCUUGUUUCCAGUUAACAGUGGAAAAAGCAAGCCUGUCUUGCCCUUUUUGCAGAAAACGUGUUUCAACUUGGGCUCGUUACCAUGCUCGUUCUGGAACAUUGGUCAACAAAAGUCUGUGGUUGAGAAUUCAGAGUCAGUAUCCAGAGGAGUGCAAACUUCGUGCUUCUGGUCAGGAGAUUGAAGACAUGGAAGAUGGUAAGCUUGUUUAGACACCCAUUUGAUCACUGUUAUAACUGGUUUCUAUACUAAAGUAGGCUUUUUUUUUUUUUUUUUUAUGCAUAAGGAUUUACAGUUGUCUGGUGUGCUAUAUUUGUGUUGUUUUUUUUUAAAAAAUAUUCCUGAUCACUUUAUAAAGAUAUGAAAGAAUUGUGUAUAGUUCAUCCUUUGUUACUUUUGAUUUCUUAGAAUCUGUGACCUUUCCUUCUCGGCUCUUAUGCAAACCAGGAGAAAUCAGGCAAGAGUAUGAAGCAGAGAUCAGCAAGGUGGGAACUUACGUUGUAUGAAACAUGCAUUAACAUGCCUCAAAUAUAAGCGUGUAUGGGUUCAUAGGUCUAGUAAGGCCACCAUAGGCAAGUACCUUGUGGGGGGAAUAAAGAAAUAGUCCAUAUUUCUUUCUCUUCUCUCUGUCCCAUUUUUGUUCCCCUCCUUGCCUCGUACCAUUCGUGAGUGGCCAGCCAGGAUGCAGACUGUGCAUCAUUUCCCUCACAGCCCAGUCUCUGUGUGUGGAAGUCCAGGUCUAUGAUAUAACAUAUAUUCCUGCCCCCUUUCAUACACUGCAUUCACACAAGUAGUUGUUUCCUACAGGUGGUAUGUUUCCUGGCAGAAGAUAUGUAGCUGAAAGGCAGUGCACAAUGCUACUGGCAGCUCUCUAAUACUGUGUCAUCCGAGGACAAGCUUUUGCUGCACCACUGUAUUGGUUUUUCAAUUCGCUUUUAGUAGCUUCCAUGAUUUUAAAAAAAAAUAUAUUUUUUUUUAAUUUAUUUUUUUUAGCAUUCUAUAAGAAAAAGCUAAUUUGAAAUUACUGUAGAUGAAUGCUUUUCCCUUGUGUGAAUGUUGAAAUUGUUCAUCUGUAUGUUUUUAAUGCAUUUAUCUCACUGUAUCACAGUGAAGGCUUAGUUUAGGACACAGCUAAAGUGAAUACACCCUAGAUUUAUAAAAAAAAAAAUAAAAAAAUGGAGCAGUGAAGUUGUUCGAUUGUUUAAUUUAAAUUGGCUUCUUUUAAUUCUAUCUGCAACCACGUGACUUCAUCAGAUCGAAGCUGAGCGUCUGGCCAAGGAAGAAGCAGAGAGGAAAGCAAGUGAAGAGUACAUUCAAAAGCUGCUAGAAGAGGAACAAGAGGAGCAGAGACAUCAAACAGAAGCCAGUCGCAGGGAAAUGGAGGAGCAGUUAAGACAAGAUGAGGAGCUAGCUCGAUCACUAAGUAACGAUCUAGUAAGUUAAGAAUUCCUUUUUCUAUGCUUACAUUACAUAAGCCUAUGCCCUGGAAUCAAUCAAGUGGACUACCCACCAAAGUCUCCUGUAGGAAAAUAUUGAGAGAUUAGAAAAUUAAUAAGGUGGCUUUUACAUUAAAACAGAAUUCUAUAUUUCUUUAAAAGUAAAAUUAUAUCAUCAGAUUGGUGAAAAAAUUGAAAGUUGUUUUAGCAUACAAAUUUUUGUAUUACAAGCACGUUUUCUAUCACAUACCCUGCUGUAUAAUCCCUAGUCAUGCUAAUCAAAACAUAAACCAAACUGUUUAUUACUAGAGAUGUCGCGAACCGUCCGCGAACUUCCCACCAAUCUCCGGUCUGGGAGGGAGGGUCUGCUGGAGAUUGGCCGGGAUGUGUCAGCUGACCGGAGUUCGCCACGAACCGUUCGCGGACGGUUCGCGACAUCUCUAUUUAUUACUGGAGUUAUAUAUAAGCUUACUUGCUUUGUGAUUACGCACUUAAGCGUUCACAAAUGGUCAAUUAUGCAAUUACAGAAAGAACCUAUACCAUUAGCAUGUCAGAGGGCUCCAACCAAAUGGGGAAGUUCAGAACCAAAAUUACAUUCAAACCCGCUAUACCUAAUACAUACAACAAACCCACAUGAUCUUUUCAGCCUUGCUAAUGAAUUGCAGCUGGUACCACAGUAGGUAAAGUGAGCAAGAAAUCCAAUUACACAUUUAACCCCUUAACGACCUAGGAUGGUUUAGGACCGUCAUCUGCAUUUUUGCGUUGCCGACCGCUGACAGUCCUGAAUCGUCCUAACGGUGUAAUGUACUUACCCGAUCGCCGUCGUUCCACAGGCGACGAUCGGUGGUGCUCCCGGUGUGGGGAGACUGCCUGCAGCCCAGACAUGGCGGAUUAGGACCCCUGUGGCCAUGUGAUCGCUUAACAGAGCGAUCACAUGGUCACAAUAGGUGUCCAUGUGUCUGCCUGCAGGGGGACUGUCUGUGCUGACAGGCAGUCUCCCUGCUAGUGUAAAAUCAUUAAAAAAAACUGUUAAUGUUAAUAAAUAAAAUAAUUGUGAUAGACAUUAUAUCUAUAUAAUAUGUCUAUAUAUCAUAUAUAAUGUCAUACUAAGUGUAUUUUUAUAUUAAUAUGUACAUCUUUUAAUAUAAAAAUACACUUAUAAUUAAAUUAGACACGUGUGUAUACAUAGUAACUAUAUAUAGUGUAUUAUAAAAUACAAAUAAGUAAAUUAAAUAAAAACAUGUAAAAAUAAUAAAAAUGUAAAUUAUAUCUAUAUGAAAUGUUAUUCUAACUGUAUUUUGAUAUUAAUAUAUUUAUAUCAAAAUACACUUAGAAAUUGUAUAUAUUUAUAUAAAUAAAUAAAAAUAACACGAAAUAUACAUGUCAUACAAAAUUACAUAAACAAUUAUAUAAAUAUACACGUAGAUGUCAGAUAUAUAAAUAUACAUAUAUAUUUAAAUUCUACGUGCGUAUUUAUGUAAUAUUUUUACAUAAUUAAGUAAUUUUAUGGAUUGCAAUUUGAGGGACCUGCCUGCCAACGCAGGUCGAAAGUCCAGAGAAUUUAAAUUUCUAUGAAACCUUAAAACUUGAUCACUUUUUUUUUUGCAUCUUUUACUGAUGAUAUUGUUGUGAUAGUUUUCCUGUUUUGAAACACUAAUAUUUGUGUUCAGCAAAAUCUCCCGAGUAUAACAGUACCUCCCAUGUACAGGUUUUAUAGCUUUUUUGAAAGUUACAGGGUCCGAUAUAUGGGUCAAAUAUUUUUACAUUGAAAAUGGCCAGGUUGGUUACGUUGCCUUUGAGAGCGGAUGGUAGCCCAGGAAUGAGAAUUACCCCCAUGAUGGCAUACCAUUUGCAAAAGAAGACAACCCAAGGUAUUGCAAAUGGGGUAUGUCCAGUCUUUUUUAGUAGCCACUUAGUCACAAACACUGGCCAAAAUUAGCAUUCAAUUUAGUUUUUAACUUUUUUCACACACAAAUAUCAACGCUAAUUUUGGCCAGUGUUUGCGACUAAGUGGCUUCUAAAAAAGACUGGACAUACCCCAUAUUGAAUACCCUGGGUUGUCUACUUUAAAAAAAUAUAUGUACAUGUGGGGUGUUAAUCAGAGAUUUAUGACCGAUAAUAGUUUUCAUUCGCUUUUGUAGAUGAGUAAAAGUUUUCAAGUAAAAAAAAUGUAUUUUUUUCUCCAGUUUUUCAUCAUAUGUUUUUAUUUUUAUUUUUUAAAUUAAAUUACAUGAGAUUAUAUAAAUAAUGGUAUGUAAAGAAAGCCCUUUUUGUCCUGAAAAAAAUAUAUAAUUUGUAUAGGAACAGUAAAUAAGAGAGCGGAAAAUUACAGCUAAACAAAAACACCACAAAAGUGUAAAAUGAUACCUGGUCGCAACUGUACAACAUCGCAAAAACAGUCCAGUCCUUAAGGGGUUAAGAUUUAAAGUGUUAUUCACUAAACUCCAAAUCUAGUCCCAAAGUACAGAAUUUGGUGAAAAUAGCCUAAUUCCUAUCGGAAAGGCAAUUCUUGUAUUUUAUCUAUCUAUCUAUUCCUGUUAGAAUUUGGUUAGCCUGGCCGAAUUUGCACCAAUCGCCUGGAUGCAUUCAGUCUCUGGAUUAAAAUACCUGCUUUUUGCAUUCAAACACUAUACAAAGUACAAGAUCCAGAAUAUUUACAAAGAACCACUCUAAAAAAUCUGGAUCAAGUUAAUGUGGUAAAAUGCACAUGCAUGAAUUAUCGUUCAAUAGAUAGUAGUCAGCGGACAAAUAGGUUAAAAAAAAAAAAAACACUUUAAAGAUACUUAAUAGAAACAUAGAAUGUGACAGCAGAUAAGAACCGUUUGGCCCAUCUAGUCUGCCCAGUUUCCUAAAUAGAGAACAGAGUGGAUAGGGCAAGCCAGAUAUAGGAUUGGUACACAUAUAAAGGGGGUAACCCUAAAUGGAAACUAUAUAAAUAUGUUGAGAAAAAGUAGUGUACCAAGGAAGGGGCUGGGAUAAGUAUCAAAUACAGAAGAAAACUUAAUAGACAAGGAAAAAAUAUCAUAUAUAUAGAAAAUAAGAACUUUAUUAUUGGGGGUAAAAAAACUAUUAAAAUUGCCCAUAGGCAAAUCCAGUGGUGCUUGUGUACUGUGAAAAAAAUCUAAAUGAUAGAUAAAGAAUAGGUAUACGACAGGUCAAAAUAAAGUCACCACUUAGUAUGAUUGCUCUAUACGUGGCAUUAAUAAACUAACUUUUGCGGGAUCAAGGUAAAGCGUGUUGCCAACAUAGAGGCUAUAAAUCUAUGCACAUGUCUGUGCCAAGAUUAUUUACAAAAAUAUCUUGGUGGGGUGAUACAAAAGGGAAUAGCCCUUCAUACCAGGAUCGGCACCAAAUGGAUAUUCUAGCGUUGCGUGUAGCAGAGUAAAAUCCAGCUAAAUAAUAACAGUAAGUAUAACUCCCAUCAAUAGCAAACAAAAGUAUCAAGGCAAAGCUCCCUGCCUAUAACUGUUAAAAGUGUAUAAACAGUUAAAAUAGACACUGGAGCGUGCUGUAUAAUAAGGUAAUGAUACUGACAUAGAAUCAAACUCUCAUCAAUGGCAGGCGUUGGCAUAAGGAUGAGACUAGCUGCCAAUUACUAUGAGGAAAUUGGAACCAGAAAUGUUUAAAUAGAAGAUAGUAAUGAGUGGUAAUAAAAUAAGCCUUCUAAUGAUAUAUGUUGAAGGAUAGUUAGACCAUAAUGAUAAGUCUAACAGGCUUUCGAGGGCACCUAUGGCUGUAAUAGUGCUGAGUGCAGAGGGAGGAUACCGGAGCUGUGGAUGUUAAAUUGCUUUGCAAGGUAGUGUACUGGUGUUCUAUCAGUCUGGUAUACUCCGUCAGAUUGCUAUACCCACGUCACUUCCGGGGAGGGGAAUCAGCUGUCUCCUGUGCUGCACAUGCGUGCUAGCACUCCUGCUACUCCUCCACAGCAAGGUCCUGGAAGGUAAGUAAAACUAGUUUUACACUUUCAUUAUAGUUAGUGCAUUCACUAAGCUUAGGCACAAGCUUACCUUGCACUAAGAUAGUAGCCUUGCUAACUUCUCCCCUACCCGUGCCUUCGAGGGCACCUAGAUCCAUUCCCAUUCUAUGCUAUUUACACAUGAUACCUCGCCAAGCUAAGUGGCUAGAGCAUGCUAGAAAGCCAAGUGGCUAAUAAAAUUUUUUAAAAAAAUUAAACAUAGUGAUAAGUCUGUGUGCUGUCAUAUGGUAACUGAAGACUGCACUAAAUGGAUCCCUAAGCACAAGCAUAAUAGUGAAAUUCCACUUUAUUGGUGUAUAGGAAUCUAUCCAACCCUUGAGAGCAAUGAGGGGUUGAAAGUGAUGGCAGUACAAUUUAAAGUCCCAUUUCCUUUUCGUUAUAAUAAUAAAUAAAUGUUAAACUGAUAUGCUGUAUGUACUUUGCAGGAGCUUUAAUACUCUGUGUAUAUAAUUGUGUGUGCACCUCAUGAACAGAACAUUUUUUUUCUCCUCUAGAAUGCAUCCAGUACCUCUUCUGUUGUGUGUCUAGAGGGGUCACCUGUAGUUCACAAGAAGGCAAAACCUUCCAAAUCCUGCAGAAAUUCAAAAGUGAAGCAGGGUCAGUCAGCAGACAUUGAAAGGUGUGUAAGUACUGGUAACCUUACUUAGGCAUAGAUCAAAUGUUAACAGGCCAUGAUAACUGGCUGAAGACUGCUUUCUAAUGCUUAGUGACUCACACACAGUCAUGUGCGAAACAGGUUAUUGAAUGGCUGGGUUAAAGAAUGCUCAUGCACUAGGAUUACCUAAUGCUUGUCAAUGCAGUUCCCAUAUUGUUCUGAGAUGAGGAAUGAAAAUGACUGAAAGGGGAUUUGGUGGUUGUAAAUCGAAAAUACUUCCUGUCAAUGAGACUUUAAAAUGUAAAGAUUGGUGUUUGCCUAUAGUUAAGCUAUCUUUAAAGGUACACCCUGGGCACUAAAACUACUUUAUUGCGAUUUUGAUAAAUAUUUUUGCAUACUCAAAUAUGGAUAGUUUUUUCAAGAAUAAAAUGUAUUUUGUAGCUUUCUGCACUACAAGAAUGCAUACUACGAGGGCUCCUCUUGUAUCAUGCAUCCUGCCUUGACCUGUACCUAUGCAGCUCUGCCACUAAAAACACUGCAUACUGAACUCCGCUGCAGGAAAACCAGAAGUCAGCAUGACAGAGGGCACACAUGCAGUAGGCAUAGCUAUCCAUAUCUGUAUACCACCCUUUGUCUUUCCUUUCUGAGUUUAUGCUUACUAGUGCUGCUUUAGUACUCAUGAGUAAGAUUUUUUUUUUUUUAUUAAACCCUAUCCCUCUAAGUCUCCCCUCCCAUUAUUUGCGAGUUAAGGAGAGGUGAGGCACAGCAUUCAGAGCUGAACAUUCUGGUGGGCUUCCAGCACUAAUACGGGAGAGGGGAUAAUAUAAUCCAUAUUGAGCAGGGGUCUGUGAUCCCUGUCGUUGGAGAGUCUGAUAGAACAAUGAAUAGCUCUUAGAAACCUGGCACACCGCAUGCAAAACUAAUUUUAUAGAAUUAAAACUACAUUAUUCUACUCCUAAGUAUAAGUGCUUUAAGUGAAUCACAUUUAUUUUAUCCAUUUUAGGUUUCUGUCACCAAAGCAUAUGAGAGAUGAAGUUAAGAAUGCUGAUCCUCCGGUAAUAUGAAAUAUUCUUUUAUGUGCCUUUUUUAUUUUUUGGUUUAUUUGAAUUUUCCAGGUACAAUAUAGUAGUAACCCACGUAGAACAAAUAGAUCAUAUUAGAACACGUUUUUUUAUUGAUAUUUUCAGUAAAUACAUCAAUGUUGACUGUUAAUGAUGUAUUGCUUUAAAUGAUUUCCUUUUUAAAAUCAUAUUAGUUGCCUUAUUUCAAAUGUAGCAAAAUUAAAUUAAUGGUUGUGAACACAGGUCUCCUACAGUGCCUGCUGGAGGAUCUGCAGGUGAGCUUGUAGGCAAAUAAAAUUGAUUAUCUGGUUUACAGUACAUACAUUAAAGGGACACUAUAGUUAACAAAACAACUUUAGCUUAAUGAAGCAGUUUUAGUGUAUAGAUCAUCCCUCUGAAGUUUCACUGCUCAAUUAACUGCCAUUUAGGAGUUAGAUCACUUUGUUUCUGUUUAUGCAACUCUAACCACACCUCCCUUGGCUGUUACUCACAACCUGCAUGAAAACAAAAUGGUUUCAUGUUCAAACAGAUGAAACUUAAAAAAGUUGAUCUCUUGCUCUGUAAAUUGAAUUUUAAUUGCAUACAGGAGACUCCUGCAGGGUCUAGCAAGCUAUUAACAGAGCAGGCAAUAAGAAAUUCUCAAUUAAACAGAAUUUGCAAUAAAGGAAAUGUAAACAUUUAGAGGACUCCUUACAGUAAGUGUUUAAGAAGGGUGUGUAAGUCAUAUGCACGGAGGUGUGUCCAGGGCUGUAAAAACAAAGUAAUUUAAUUUCAAAAUGGCAGAAAAUUGAGCAGUGAGACUGCAGUGGCAUGAUCUAUACAUCAAAACUGCCUCAUUAAGCUAAAGUUAUUUUGGUGACUAGUCUCCCUCUAAUAGUAGUGGAUUUUUAGUAUCAAUGUUUCUUAAACCAUUUUAAUAUUGAGAAUAGUGAUGUCCCGAACGGUUCGCCGCGGACUCAUUAUUGAGUAAACUUUGACCCUGUACCUCACAGUCAGCAGACACAUUCCAGCCAAUCAGCAGCAGACCCUCCCACCUCCUGGACAGCUCACUAAGAAUGCAGCUUCACAAUGGAUGCUGUCCAGGAGGUGGGAGGGUCUGCUGCUGAUUGGCUGGAAUGUGUCUGCUGACUGUGAGGUACAGGGUCAAAGUUUACUCAAUGAUGAGUCUGCGGCGAACCGUUCGGGACAUCACUAAUUGAGAAAACUAUUUAUUUUUUUGAGUAACUUUGCAUUAUUUAUUUUUUUCCCCAACAGAUCAUCAGCCCUUACAUUGAAAGGAGCAUAACUGUAUUUGACGAGGAUGCAAAUGAAAUGCCUACGCUCUCACCUCAAGUUACCUUGCCUGCCCAGAAGCACUUGUAUCAGGCUCAUACUGAAGAGCAAGUGCUUGAUUUAGAGGUAUCCUCUAUAUUGGAACAUCACAAUGAAAGCCAACAAACUAGUGAAGUUAUCAAAAAUCUGUGCCUUGAUGAAUUAUAUACUCCCUGUGCAAGAGUAAUUGGGGAUAAUAUCAGACAAAGGUUAGGAAGUUCAAACUCUGAAACUGUAGAUUUCUGUCCAACUUCUGUUUCAAAGUCUGAUGAGAGCAACACGACACACAGCUUUUCUGGAUGGAACUCUACCACCAGCACACCAAAACAGCAGCUUAAAAAAAGAAAGUGUGAUGAAUGUGCUAUUGAUCCAUCUGAACACCUGGAGGACUGUGGGAAAGGCAAGCGUAAGAGAAUGCCCGACAUUGGGAGCUACACAGAUACUGGUUGCCAUGUACUGGAACGAGAUGAGAAGCUGUUUGAUUUGAGGCAGCAGGAGGAACAGGACAGGUUGCUAGCCCUACAGUUGCAAAAGGAACUGGACAAGGAAAUGAAGCAAGUGAUCAGGCACAAAGGUUCUCCUGAUGAGUACCACCUACGUCCCAAGCAAAGGAAUGAAAAGCAGGAAUACAAGGAAUCAACACAUCUUGAACCUGAACCAAAGACUAUAACCCAGCCAAAAUCUGGUAAAGGAAAAGGUGUGAGUAGCCCAGAUGAAAACAAAAAACCUCAGAGGGAAAUAUUGAUAUCACCAAAGGUUAAGGAAAAACAGGCUACUGAAAAAAUGAAAAUUCUAUGGCCACGCAACAAGCAGCAGACUAUACUUGAACUAUUUAAAAAGUCUGCAAGUAAAUAAAUUAACUUGCUAGCUGGUGUCAUGCCCUGUUUAGUAUUGUGGUUUGCAACUGAUACUGCUUCAUAAAUAAAUAUAUUAUAUUACUGUGUAAUGUCUUGAUCGCAUACCAUAUCAGUCACGGUAGUAAAUACUACAUGCAAUCAUAGCAGAGUAAGGCAGACCACUACUAAAUUGAAAGCUAUGGAGUUCAAAAGUAAUGAAGUGUGACUUCUUUCACAACUGCACCUAUGUGACUGAACAGUUGGGUUUCAAAAGUAUGUUCCGUUUUACACCAAAAAUGAUAUUGUUUGCCGGCAGAAUGCUUAAUCCUUAAACUGUUGGCACUAAACAAGGCCUUUGCAUGGUUUAGGGUUUUUUUUGGUUGUUGUUUUCCAUUAUGAGGUUGAAAGUUGGGCAUAUUAUUGGCUUAUAUUAAACUUGCAGAACAAUAACACUGCUACUUUAUUCACUUUAAUAGUAGUAAAGUGGGCCUUUUUGCAAACUGGGCAGUGGGGAGUCAACCUGCACAUAAUUGAGCCAAAGUAAUAAACCGAAAAUACAUCUGCAGACGACACUGCAAAAAUAAUAAAUCAUUAAAUGCUAGUUUUACAGUUUUUAUAAAGAUUAUUUAAUGCAAUAAUAUUCAGUGUCCUAUAGAAAGUAUCUGGAAGCAAUAUUCCAAAAACAUGUUAAUGCGCAGUGGGAGAAUACAUUUGCUCAAAUCGUUACAAAAUCAUAUUUGAUAGCAAAGGUCAAAAUACAGCACGCUUCGACAAAGUGUAAUGCCCAGGGAAUUAAACUCUGCAAACCACACAAAUAUACGUACAGUGGUAAGAUCCCGACAUUGGUAUUUGUAUACUCUGUCUCUUGAAUCUACGUGAGAAAGUGCAUGAGCUAAUGCCGGUCUAGAUGGAGCUAUUGUGUAUGAAUCCAAAAGUAGCAUUAAAAAUGUGAGGCAUGUACCUUUAGAUUAUGGCUUUAAAUAAAGUGUAAAACUGGAAAUUUGUAUUUUAUAUUAACUUGUAUAUAGAACGCCUCCUGCUGAUGUGUUUUUGGCUCACUACUGUAUAUGAAUAUAAUAUAAGAAUAAAUCAAUUCAUUUAGUAACAGUAGGAAUAGGAUUUUAAAGUAACACUAUAAUGUCAGAAAUACAAAUGUGUAUUCCUAACCCAUAGUGUUAAAAAAAUGCAGUUUAGGCCCCUGAGCCCCUCCUUGGCUGACAUCAGAAUUUAUGAUUUCGGCCAGGACGUGUCGAUGGGGCAGAGCCACAUGCUGCGCUAGCCGAUUAGCAUCUUCUCAUAGUGAUGCAUUGAAUCCAUGCAUAUCUAUGGGGAAAGAUCGGUGUCUCCAUGCAGAGCGUGGAGACACUGAACAUAAGUGCUGCACAACCCAGGAAGCGCCUCUAGUGGCCAUCUGCGUGACUACCACCUGAAGAGUCCAUAGGCAGCAUUUUAAACACUGCCAGUUUACAGCAAAGAGCCUGCAGGGACUGAAUAGUCUCACCAGAACAACUAUGUUAAGCUGUAGUUGUUCUGGUGACUAGUGUUUUAAGGUUUUAGUGGCCUCCUAAUUUUCUUACCAUAAUAAAUAUGUAUUUUAAAUACAUAAGCAUUAUAGAGAUUAUUGCAUUAUAGUAUUAUAAAAAAAAAUAUAUAAAGCUGGCAUUUUAUGAUUUUCUUUUUUUGCACUGCCUUUUGCAGGUAUGUUUUUGGAUUACUGCUUUAAAUGCAUACGAAAUAAGAUUAAAUCCUUUAAUUCGUUAAAAUAAGAAUUUCUUCUUCAAAAAUUGUAGUUCAUAUGUUUUUAUGAAAGCACUUGUUCACUGUUGACUUUUUUUUUGGUAUUCCUUUCUCUGCUAAACCUUUUGGGAUUUAAAAAUAGAUAUAGUAUUCAAUUCCUUUCUUCUGAUUUGAAGGGUUCUGUUGAUUUUAGCGAACACUACCAUGAUAGUCAUGGCAAACCUUGUCACCCCUGGUUGUGUUAAGCUACAUUUUCCACGAUCCUUGGCGUUCAUUUGGUGGGGAUCAUGUGGAUCAGCCACACAUGGGAUGCCGAUAUUGUCAAUCACUAGACUCAUGCAAUGAAGACCCCCCAUCGACAACAUUGUGUCCAUGAGAGAGAGAGAGAAAAAAAAAAAGAUUGCCAAGAACGAAUUACAUUUCUCUGAAACACUGUAUGUAUUAAAAGUACAUUUUAAUUAAAGAUUCUGUCAUACAAAUGCAGUCAGCCAUUUAUUUGAAUCUGUUUUAACUUGGUUCUGACACUUGGGCAUGUUUUGUCACACAAAUUCAAUAAAAGCUUGUUGC
This is a messenger RNA of Pelobates cultripes (western spadefoot toad), 35321 nucleotides long. The record is from the annotation of a GenBank genome assembly. NCBI's taxonomy places the organism in Eukaryota, Metazoa, Chordata, Amphibia, Anura, Pelobatidae.